Molecule: messenger RNA, 1557 nt
Organism: Neoarthrinium moseri
Lineage: Eukaryota; Fungi; Ascomycota; Sordariomycetes; Amphisphaeriales; Apiosporaceae
Exons: 3
Coding region: 1-1557 (518 amino acids)
Biological process (GO): regulation of DNA-templated transcription
Molecular function (GO): DNA-binding transcription factor activity, RNA polymerase II-specific; zinc ion binding
Source: RefSeq, a predicted model, not a curated record
AUGGUCGGUGUCCCUCGAAGCAAGGGGUGUCAGACAUGUCUACAGAGGAGGACAAAGUGUGAUGAGACCCGGCCCGCCUGUCGUAACUGUGUGAAGUAUGGUGUCGUGUGCCCAGGGUACGACCGCGAGCUCAAGUUUGUGGCCGGCAAGCAUGUUGUGAGGCCACGCGGGAGGCGGCAGCCAAGAGGUGGCGCCUCCUUGCCGAGUGCCGCAGACGCCAGGCGGUCUCGGCCGGGUACCGACGCUGCGAUCCCGGGCAGUCAGGAUGCUGUACCCGCAGAGCAGCCUCCUCAAGACGGCGCCGUGGUCGGAAGCCCGGCGCUUCCCAUUCGUGAGAGGAUCCAGUCGGUGCUUGGACGGGCCCGCUCCAUGCCCUAUACCCCGAGGCAUAACACGGCUCUCUUUGUGGGCACGUUGAUGGAUUCGCUGCGGCAUGCUCAGCCCAAGGAUGAGUCUGUUGCCUUCGGGACUUGGAUCUAUAGCGUAGCGGGUCGCGUAGACAAUUCAUCUGCCCUAGAUACCGCAAUAUGCACUUUCACGCUUCAUCUCCUUGGUAAAAUACACCAAGAUGAACAAGUCAUUGCACAGUCGCGGACGCUCUAUGGACAAUCCCUAUGGUGUCUGCAGAGAUCACUGAAUCAUCCACAAGAAUGGAGAACUCCUGAGACUCUAGGUGCUUCAAUGAUUCUCUGUCUCUUCGAGCUUUUUGCAGGAACGUCCGCGCCCAACAGCUGGAUGACCCACGCUACUGGAGUUGGCCGACUUAUACAGCUCAGGGGGCCCAGAGCCUACGAAGGGGAUUUUGAAAGAGAUUUUCUGCUCUCCUUCCGCCCCAUCAUCAUAAUGAAUGCUCUUUUCCUGGGCCAAGAUUGUUUCCUGGCAGAACGCCCUUGGCAAGCCGUCAUAGUCCACAAACCAAAAGUGAGUAGUAGAACGAUUGGCGGCUCAACGUUCGCCAGGGAUAGUCUCAGCAUUGUCGACCGGUAUUUCCAGCUGUUGGCUAAACUCCCUUCCAUUCUACGUCAUGGAUACGCGUUGCGGGAGGCUCGUCAGUGUGGAAUGCCAAUCGAUGUCACCAGAGCUAUAUUGCUCGCCCAAAGGGCUGAAGAAAUCCACAGUGACUUCCUAGUUUGGUAUCCUACAAUGCUGGCCAUGAACCCAGUCCCAAUUGAGGUACCUAGUACUGACCCCUUUUCUAUCUUCCCGACCGUCUUGCAGUUCACCCACCCUUGGUUUGGUUCGCUGCACAUGGGAUAUUGGGCAUCCAUGCUUGUCCUCCAAGAGACGUUAAAUGUCUGCGGGUACCACAUCAACUACACGGAAAGCAAUCGAAUCCUUAUGCUCAACAUCCUCAGGUCCAUCGAGACUGUCAGUAAGGGUUUCAUGGGUGCGUACCGAUGUGGCUACAGCAUCAGGAUUGCGGUGGAGUUUGCGGAUGACACUCAAAAGGCCUGGAUCGCCAUGUGGCUUCAUCGCUUGGAGAAGACUUAUGCAGCCACGAGUAUGAAAAGCUUUCCCCUCGGACUUGAGGAGGAAGGACACCACACUGGACCUUGA